CGCGGUUGCUUAGUCUGUGCGAAGAUGAAGUUCUCCCUGGGUUUGCUAGUGCUCUUCUUGGGCGCCGCUCUUGUGGCUGCCGAUCAGGAUUACGAGGGUUACCAAAUUUAUGAGGUGAUUCCCUCCAAUGCCGACCAGGCUCAAAAGUUACAUCAGCUCAGCCUGCAGGGAUUUGAUUUCAUCGGCGAGAGCCGCCUGUUGGGACAUCCUUCCCGAGUGAUUGUGAGUCCUCAACAGCAAGAACAGUUCCAGCAAUUGGUUGAUGGUGAGAAGAUCACACAUAGUCUGGUGAAUUCCAAUCUGGGUGCUUCUAUUGCCGAGGAGUUUGCCCAGCGGCAGAUGCAGCGUCUCAUGAAUCCCAUCACUGGCAAGGGUCGUCUGAGCACAGAGCGGUACUACACCCACGAGGAGAUCAUCAACUAUAUCGAUGAUCUGGCCGUGCGUUUCCCCAGUCGAGUCUUCGUUAGGACCGUUGGUUGGUCCUACGAGAAGAGAGUCCUGAAGACCAUCACCAUCACGAAUGGCGAUGGCAAGGCCAACAAGAAGCUGAUCUUCAUGGAUGGUGGCUUCCAUGCUAGGGAAUGGAUUUCCCCAGCGGCCGUUCUGUAUGUCAUCGAUCAGUUGGUGGAGCAGUUCGAGGAGAAUGCUUAUCUUCUGAAGGAUUACGAUUGGGUUAUCCUUCCUCUGGUCAAUGCCGAUGGUUAUGAGCACACCCAGACCGGAACUCUGGCCCGCAUGUGGCGCAAAACGCGUCAGCCGUAUGUUUAUGCUGGACAGACAUGCUAUGGAGCUGAUCCCAACAGGAACUUUGACUUCCACUGGAAUGAGGAGGGUGCCUCCUCCAACCCAUGCGCGGAUACCUAUGCCGGCCCAACUGCCUUCUCCGAACCGGAGACGAUCGUCGUCCGGGAUCUGAUGCACUCGCUGGCGGACAGGGGCAUUAUGUAUCUUACCCUCCACUCCUACGGCAACUAUCUGCUGUAUCCUUGGGGAUGGACUUCCGACUUGCCCGACAACUGGGAAGACCUUGAUGCAGUAGCCAGCACUGGAGCUAAGGCUAUCGAAGACGCCACUGGUACGAUUUACACCUACGGAUCCUCCACCAAUGUCCUGUACAUUGCUGCUGGAGCAAGUGAUGAUUAUGGUUACUAUGCCGGUUUCAAUGUGUCCAUCACCAUGGAGUUGCCAGGAGCUGGCAGCAUUGGCUUCAAUCCUCCAGUUACCAGGAUCGAUGAGUUCGUCACCGAAACCUGGAUUGGUAUCCGUGCCAUGGCCGAGAAACUGAUCGAGAUGUACUAAAAAGGGUCAUAAACUUGCAAUAAAUUGUCAUUGGAAGUA
Molecule: messenger RNA, 1338 nt
Organism: Drosophila eugracilis
Lineage: Eukaryota; Metazoa; Arthropoda; Insecta; Diptera; Drosophilidae
Product: carboxypeptidase B
Exons: 3
Coding region: 25-1299 (424 amino acids)
Biological process (GO): proteolysis
Molecular function (GO): metallocarboxypeptidase activity; zinc ion binding
Source: RefSeq, a predicted model, not a curated record